Messenger RNA from Adineta ricciae, 282 nucleotides. Lineage: Eukaryota; Metazoa; Rotifera; Eurotatoria; Adinetida; Adinetidae. The record is from the annotation of a GenBank genome assembly.
AUGUCACAAGAUCCACCAAUGCACCUAUUGACAUUUGGCAAUAGAUCGUCAUCAUUUACUAGCGGUUAUUGGAGAUCGAAUCUAAACAACGGUGAUAUUCGUUUGAGCUCAAAUAAUGGAAAGAACAAAAGCUAUGAAAUUGGUUUUAUUCUUUGUAAAACGUGGAAGCCUCGAAAUCUACCCGACAGUUGUCUUUAUUACAAAAACGUGUUUGAGAACACGUAUAGAAAUUCAUGGGAAAUAGCUCAUUCAAUCAGACUUAGCCUCAAAGUUCCUGUUUGA